Messenger RNA from Plasmodium coatneyi, 1770 nucleotides. RefSeq lists its product as uncharacterized. NCBI's taxonomy places the organism in Eukaryota, Apicomplexa, Aconoidasida, Haemosporida, Plasmodiidae. Bases 1 to 1770 code for a protein of 589 amino acids. The transcript has a single exon. The record is from RefSeq and is a predicted model, not a curated record.
AUGGAAGGAGAAAGCAAAGUGAAGGAUCAUGAGUCUAAAGAAGAACAAACGAGGAUUUACAAAAUUUUGCUCCUAACCUAUGCAAGAAGACUGUCAAAAUAUCAGGAUCAAAUAAAAAAUAUCUAUUUUCACCAUAACAUCAUUUCAGCCAUAAAGGAUGAAACGGGAGAUCACUACCUAAACGAGAAUGUCACUUCGCAACAUCAUUUUAUCGACACGUUAAUUAAAUCAAAUGAAAACCAGGAAUUUUUAAAAAGCAUACAGUUGAUUGAGAGUAAGGGGGAUAAAGGAGAACAUAAAGUGAAUGGCGAUCUCAAUGGAGAAGCCCCCAACGGGAAUGGAGAAAGUAGCAAUAAUGGUAGUAAUAACAACGCGGAAAGUAACAACGAAGGGAUGAAUAACGGAGCAAAUGGUACCAAUCAAACGAAUCAGAGGACCCAGUUUAAUAACUACAUUAUGGAUAUCAUGGAAAGGUUUCACUUAUUCCUUUUGUUGAAAAUAUUAUUUGUUUUAUUUUUAUUUGAAGCAAGUUUAAAAAUGUACUUCAUCGUUACUGGAUUGUUUAUCCUGUAUAAUAGAGGGUUCUUCGACCUCCUAAUUAGCAACUUCAGUUUUAUGUCAAAUAACGAAUCUAUAGAACAGGUUCUAAGGCGCAUGAGAGAAUCGAGAAAUAUGAAUAAUAUGCUGGAUAACGAACACGCAGCAGAAAUGAGUAACUUGAAUGAAGGAGCGCACCAAAAUAGUCAGCAAGAGGGUGAUACUAUGGAGGACAAUAACAGUAAUCACCUAGCAUGCGAUUUACAAUUUAUGCAAAAUGAUCAGGACGCAGAAGAAGAGUUAGACAACGGAGCGGAGGGUCAGGGCGAAGAAAACAACUCCGAUAAUAAAACGAACAAAGGGGAAGAAGUAUCCUCCUCUGCGUUACACCCUAUGAAUUCCAUUAAUGAUGAGACAGAUCCCGUUCAUGCUAUAUGGAAUGAGGGAGAUCCUGCAGAUGCGGAGGAUAACGAAUUUGUAAGUGACCUGUAUGACGAAUUUAAUUACCAACUUAAUGAUGAUAAUUCGAAAGAGACACAUCAAAGUGGGCAUAAUACCAGUGCAACAUGUGGAGAAAAAAGUAAAAAAAGAAGUUUAUUUUUUUUUAAAAAAAAAAAGAUCGAUCAGAAGACACACGGAACUGAAUUAAACGUAAAAAAUAAUUCCCUUGAGGAAUUCAACUCGUCCGUAAAUUUAAAUGAAAAAGGGGAUAGCAGCUAUUUGGACGAUGUUACGGAUGACUUCCUCCGUGAAAUGGGUACCACAAAUAAUGGCGACGCGGAGAAUCUCCUAUGCGCUGGUGUGAGAAGACGAAAAAAUAUUACCAGCGGUGAUCAGAAGAGCGGCAACAAUGAUGAUCUUAAUGGGGACAGUAGCAAUGCGCGUAAUGACAGCGCAAGCAACACGCGCAAUAACAACAAGAUGUAUUUCCAUGACAGCUCCACCACAUUUAACAAUUUAUUAAACAACAGUAUGAGCGAAUUUGUAAACUCCGAUUGUGACGAUUCGGAGAAUAACAUAGACAGUGGGCAAUCCUACUGCAGCAAUUCUUCCGCAUUGAAGAAGAAGAAAAAUCCUCCUCAGAGCACGCCAGAGGAGGGGGAUAAUAACACCAGCAUGAACGCGAGACGGAAGCCAACGAAGUUUGAGAAAUAUAUUUACCAAUCGGUUGUCAUGUUUUUCAUGACGCUGCUGCCCUGGUGGGUGCCAGAUGUUGCCUACCUGGAGGAUUGA